GUCAAGUGCAGCGUCAAUGCAAGAACCGUCGCAGUUCAUCCGCAGCCAUUAGAAGGGUUGGCAUGUCAGCUUCGUCAGCUCCGGUUCGAUAGAGUAACAAGAAGAAAAAAGAUACAAACGGUUGCGUAAAAAAGGGCACACAAUCGGGUGGCCGUUUUUGUACUGCUGACUAGACGAUUCUACCGCUCUGCUAAACUCUUCUCCCACCCCCGCCCCAGUAGUCGCGAUCACUGAUUCCUCGGUUCUCUGUGUGUGUGUGUGUGAGUAUUUUUUUCGGUUUUUUUACGCCUUACGCACCGAUCUUGUCGUUGCUUUUCGCGCAUAGAGGUCUCGUGGUCGUGUUUCCACUUGAUCGACGCGUUCGACAGCGCGGUGGUGGUGGUGGUGGUGCGGGAUUUAGCUCGAUCGUGCGGUCGGAUUUCGUGCUGCCCGCUCGCGGCCUAUCAGUCGGUGCCGGUCGCUCGGGUACGUUGCAGAGUCCGCAGUUCCACAGCCUUCGCGAAAAAGCCUGCGCGCAAACCUCGCCUCGCUGAGUGCGGUUUUGGGACGGAUCGGUGCAAUAAUGCGACUCUGACCGAUAUCCAGAGCGAUCCUAAUGCAGUAGGCGGGCACGGCAGGCCCAACCAAAGGGAAAGAGUGGAACCUGGCGGAAGAUGUACUAUGGCAUACACUGAUAAUCUGAUCAACUCCGUCCCCGUUCCGCUGUACGUACGUAUACUGUUGCUGCUGCUGCUGCGAUUGGAUCUUCCGGAAAGGGCUGGCCACUAUCGCGCGAUUGGCGUUCGCUCACGAAUGAUCGCAAUUUCCGCCUGUUAAAGGAGCUGUACGUGUACGUUUUUUUGUGAUCAAUGCGCUGUGUACCUGUGCUGUUCUUACCCGGUGAAACAAUACUCAGCCCUCAAGCCCUAAUCGGAUCGCCGGAAACGAUCACACCACGAGCGAUCGAAAGUGUGGCCACGCAUCGAAUACAUCAUUUUUUGUGAAGUGGUAAUUGAUUGCAUAAGUAGUUGCAGCGUGAGUGCGUGCAAGCAGUGUGUGUGAGUGUGUGUGUGUGUGUGGACCUAUGGGUCAACUAUCUCCUUGAUCGAACCGGUGCGUUCGCGUUCAUGCGGAGAUCUGGAUCGGUUGUGCUGAUGCUCUGGGUAGUGAAUUUCAUUAAAUGUACGUACCUGAUGCGUAGCGUGUGAGUGUGUACGUCAGUGUGUAAUAGUGCUUUUGCCCAGCGUAAUCAGUGCAUCGGAGACAACAGUGUAUACCUGCACAUCCUCCGAUCGCUAUCGGAGGAUAAACGCGAUCAGCCUCAGCACCUUAGGAAAGGAGAUAACCGACAGGUAGAUCGCAGCGACUCUCGCUUCAGCUGGCGUAAGGUGAGAAGCUUUACCUCUCCGGUUCGCUUCGAGUAACUGAAACGAGUGAAUCUGAACGUAAAACCAGUACCUCGGGGCAAAUGUGAAUGAAUGCGCAAAGCCGGGAGAAGGAGUAGCAUGGAAUUCUAGUCCCAGCGGAGUGGUUGAUCCCGCACGGUAGACCUCCGCCACGUUUAUUCCAUCGUCGGAGCAGGUGGAGUGAUGUGGUGCUGAUCAGUCUGACGGUUAGAAGGAGAGAAAGCUUACACUACCGUGCGUGUGUGUGUGAUUUUAUUUGUUUGAUCCUAAGCAUCGAGAUUUUCAGUUUUCGUUUUUACUGUGCGUGAUCCCGCGUGUACUGCGCUGCAUUGCCGGUGGAAUCCCGUGGAAAACGUGUCGCGAUCGGGCACAGUGUUGUGCAAAAGUGUAACGAAAAGCCUCGACUAAAGUGAAACCCCUUUUUGCUUGCUUGCAAGCCUUAAUGAACAUCGUCGUUUGGUGCGUAGAGCUGCAGUGCAGGGAGAGUAAAACCCGUUUAGCUGUGUGCGCUGUUCGGCGGGCUAGGUAGCCCAGGCCCAAUGCCCAGACAUGACACCGAAGGAGUGGUUCGCUUUGCUCCUGUUCUACGCGGCGUACCUCUUCAUGGGCGCCAGCGUGUUCUAUCAUGUCGAAAACGAUCUGGAGACGGAGCGGCGGGCCGAAGAGUUGGCCGAGCGGAUCGAAAUUAAUGAAAUGCUCGUUCGCUACCUGUCACCGGAAGAUAUGGAGCUGCAGCGCAAACUGAUCGGCCGGCUGGACGAAUACUGCGGCAGCAGGGUGACCAACUAUACCGAGGACGAGUAUGAACCACCGUACGUGUGGGAUUUUUAUCAUUCAUUUUACUUCGCCUUUAUCAUUUGCUCUACCGUCGGUUACGGUAACAUCUCGCCGCACAACACGUUCGGGCGCAUCUUUUUAAUAUUUUACGCACUGAUCGGCCUCCCGGUGAAUGGGUUCUUCUUUGCGUACGUCGGCGAGUUCUGGGCCCGUGGGUUUGUGCGGCUGUACCGGCGCUACAAGGCGUAUAAAUUAUCCGCCAACGCCGGGUACGCACCGCGGCGCAUCAGCUUCAUCGGGCAGAUCGUGCUGUACCUGAUACCGGGCGUGAUCGUGUUCAUCUUUGCGCCGGCGUGCGUCUUCACGUACUUUGAGCAGUGGCCGUACGACGUGUCGGUGUACUACUCGUUCGUCACGCUGACGACGAUCGGAUUUGGCGACUAUGCCGCCUCGUUCCAGCCGUCCCAGCAGCACGAGUUCGGUUCGCUGUUUACCGUGUACAAGAUAUUCAUCAUCUUUUGGUUCUUCGCUGGCAUCGGGUACAUCUUUAUGAUAUUGGGCUUUAUUGCGAAAGGCAUAUCGCACAAAAAGAUUCAACAGCUGGAAAAGCUGGUCGCUUCCAACCUGAAGGAAACGCAGCACCGUGUGUGGAACGGAGUUACCAAAGACAUUAGUUACCUGCGUAGGAUUCUCAACGAGGUGUACAUGCUAAAGUUUAAGCCCGUGUACGAGGAACCUUCGGACCGGUGGUUAAGCCUGUCGAAAAGCAGAUCAAGCUCGUGCCCGGAGCUGUCGAUGUACCGGCCGCCGGAGCAGCCCACCAUUCGGCGCAAGCGCGCCAACUCGGAAAGUGCUCUCGUGUUUGCAGCGACACGGCCGGUGGACGGUGGAUCGCUGGUGCGCCGGCUCUCCGACACCGACCUGAACCGCAUCAAUCGGGAGAAAACGUUCGGCGUGCAGGCACUGGUACAGCCGGCCGAGCUGCUGGCGCGCGUCGUAACCGCGCUGGGCAACAUUACCGCCAACCAGGACGACAACCAGAGCUUCCUCGAGCGAGCCUCGCUGAACGCGGGCGUCAACUGCUUUUCCGACUCGCAGAUACUGGCCAGCGAGCGCACCUGGUCCGGCUGGUCGAUGAGCGGAUCGGACAAGAGCGCCUACCUGACGGCACCGCCGAUGCGGCCGCGGGCCGCAUCCGACAUUGGCGUUCCGCCGCAUCUUAGCUCACAGGAUGCGAACGAGUGGACGUGGAGCGGCGGAGACAACAGCCAGAUACAGGAGAUCCUGCAGGUACGCCAGAAGGUAAAGCAGAAGGACAAUCUGCUGCGGGCCGCCCUCUCCAACAACGUCAACUUUGACUCGAGCCUCACCAUCAACAUGCCACCGACGGGCCGGGAAAGCAAAGCGUCCGCCGUCAACCGGAGCGUGCUGCAGCGAUUGAACCCGUUCCGUAAGCGCUCCAAGCAGCUCGCCCCGGCGGACAUCGAAACGGCCCCCGGACUCGAUUCGUACCUUGCCGCCACCGGCAAGGGGCGCAGCUCGAUGUUUAACCUGCCCACCUCGUCCUACCUGAGCGCGACGUCGCGCGGGCGCGGCAGCAUCCUCUCGAUGCCGCCGCAGGACGAGCAUCUUCUCGAAACGACCACCAUUGGCGAUCUGUUGCGCGCGCUCGAGCUAAUGCACACGGACACGGUGACGGCCGGUGCGGGCCAGCACCGGGGAAGCGUCGGCACGGGCGAGCCGCAGGCCGCUACACUGCACCACCGGGCGGGCCGCCACCAGUCGCAACCGUUCGCCGGCGGGGCGAGCAAUCUGCCGUCGCUGCUGACCCUGUUCACGCCGCCGAUCGAGGCGGGCGGGUCGCGCCGUGGCUCGCUGAAGCCGCCGCUCGGUCGCACCGGCAGUGCCGAUUCGGCCCCCUCCGUCCUGCGGCGACCCUCGUUCCGUCCAACGAAUCCACCCUCCUACUCGGCCACGGUGUCCGGGUCGCCGGCCGGUGGCGGUAGCCCAACGCUCGGCAUUAUCGGUCCGUCGCCCAAGCCGAUCCGGCGUCGGUUCAGCGUCCGCCCCUCGAACCUGGCCUAUCCACCGGGGCACUGUCCGCGGCCGCCAGCCGGGCCAACCGGUGGGCCCGAGCUGCCCGGCUCGCCGCACAUCAGCUCGUCGUCCCAGUCGCUGCACAAUCUGCCGACGACGACGCUCCAGCGCCGGCUGUCGUCCCGUCCGAGCCCGCUCGCUACCCACCAAUCGUCCCAUCUGACCGUACCGUCGGCCGGUGGCACGGCUGGCGUCGCACCAGCCGGACCCCAGGGACCCCAGUUCCGCUGGCGGCCGAAUCUGAUGCGCUCGGACUCGGACCAAUCGACCGCGGUCAGUGGGCUGACCGUGCCAAACAGUGGCCGCAACCGGCACAGCAGCCUGUCCAAUCUGUUCGACGAGAAGCGUUAGGGUGCUGGGGCACAACCGCGGGUAGAAUUAGUAGCAUUAGCAACAAAACACCAGUGUGGAAGGCGUACCACCAACAUCACCACAACCACCACCAACGCAGCAACGUAUCAGUAUUGUAACGCUGUCCCGGUGGGCCAACAGGGGGCGUUGCCCCGGGACAGCGCGUAGAGAUGUAUGAAAUUAUUUAUGCCAGAGCAGCAAGGGGGAAGACAACUAUCUGAUGCCAUUCCAACCAGUCAUUAUGCGGUAGUGCGGAAGUUAUUGCAGUAGCUUGUAGGUUUACACAGUGGCCCAUCGAGAUCUAUGGCAUGCGGACCAGUGGAAGAUUGUGGAGCGAUCGUGAUCGUCAAACAGUACACAGUGACAGUUUUGUGAACGGGAAAACGGAACAAAAAACAGAGCUAGCUGAGCGAAAAUAAAGCAGCCAAGUGGCCGAGUUGCUUACCGGCCACUGUCUACCGUCCCUUUAAA
Anopheles gambiae (African malaria mosquito) is the source of this 5081-nucleotide messenger RNA. It is a transcript of the gene Ork1, whose product is annotated as open rectifier potassium channel protein 1. Gene Ontology annotation, biological process: potassium ion transmembrane transport; stabilization of membrane potential. The transcript has 8 exons. Gene Ontology annotation, cellular component: membrane. Lineage: Eukaryota; Metazoa; Arthropoda; Insecta; Diptera; Culicidae. The record is from RefSeq and is a predicted model, not a curated record. Gene Ontology annotation, molecular function: potassium ion leak channel activity. The coding region runs from base 1935 to 4610 and encodes 891 amino acids.